AUGGGUACUCAUAACUUCUUCAGGCAGUAUUUUUUGCCAAGGAUUGGAUUACUCAAAAUUAUUACAGACUUCAUUGGAAAAGCGUCAGCAGUGGUUCAAGAAACUGUUUCAAUUUGCGAUCUGGAUCUGGAUGCAGGUGAUGAACUCGUCGAACAAUUGAAAGAAAUUUACGGCCAAGAAUCUGCUAUAUUUUGUCAAUGCGAUGUCACCGAUUAUCCGCAAUUCGAAGAAUCAUUUCAAAUGACAAUUUCAACCUUCGGACAUUUAGACAUAGUGAUUAACAAUGCAGGAAUAAUGAAUGAUAGGUUUUGGGAGCUUCAAGUGGACGUUAACUUGAAUGGUGUUAUUCGUGGUACUCUACUUGCACUGAGAUUUUUGGGUAAGGACCAAGGUUACCAGGGUGGAAUAUUGGUCAAUACUGCUUCAUCAGCCUAUUUUAGACCUCAAGUUUCAACGCCAAUUUAUACUGCUACUCAGCAUGCUGUUGUUGGAUUAAGCCGAUCAUAUGGGGCUGCAUAUCAUGUGGAAAGAACAGGAGUUCGAGUGAUAGCUCUAUGUCCAGGAUGGACUUCGACCGCUCUGGUAGGUGAUAUUAAGAAACAACUUAUGUCUGCUGAUUAUGAGGCAGCAUGGAAGGCUGAUAUCGCAAAUCAAAUUCAACAGAAACCAGAAGAUGUAGGUAAAGCUCUACUGCACGUUCUCAGAAACGCCAAAAGCGGUUCAGCCUGGAUUGUGGAAAAUGCUCAACCUGCACGUGAAGUGAGUUUUCCUGGACAAUAA
Molecule: messenger RNA, 780 nt
Organism: Ctenocephalides felis (cat flea)
Lineage: Eukaryota; Metazoa; Arthropoda; Insecta; Siphonaptera; Pulicidae
Product: 15-hydroxyprostaglandin dehydrogenase [NAD(+)]-like
Exons: 6
Coding region: 1-780 (259 amino acids)
Cellular component (GO): cytoplasm
Molecular function (GO): oxidoreductase activity, acting on the CH-OH group of donors, NAD or NADP as acceptor
Source: RefSeq, a predicted model, not a curated record